GUGUAGUUUCUGUUGUCCCCACAAUCUAUCAACUGUGUCUAUAAGAAAAGUCUACAAAGGCAUAAUUCACAUCUAAAAUCCUCUAUUAAUGCAGAGACGUCCACUCACUCGCAUAGAACUUGGCUUGCAAGACUUGAUGGAAUUUAAAAACUUCAUUGAUACACAGUCUAAUGGAGACGGUGAAAAAGGUAGCAAAAGUACCAAGGAUUCUUUUGAAAAGGUACAACUUCGAGAAGCUGAAAGACGCAGAAAAAAUGCGCGUCAUCGGAUUGGUCUACCUCCAGAUUAUUAACAGACUUUAAGACUUAGUGUAUAUAUAUGAUUCCGUCAACCACUAUAAUCAAUGUUCACUUUCAACCCUUUUUCACUGGAACAGUAUGUUUAUCGUUUGAAACUUCUAUAAUGGGUAAUUUUAACAGAAUCGCCUGCUAACAAUCUGCGAAGUGGUUUGCAACGUCUACUCGAAUUUUUCGGAAGACAAUAUGACAGACACUACCUCAGAAAUUUCGACUAUAUUGUCAUAUCUUUUACAAUAAAUCUCAAGUUCUAAAGUGUCGCAAAAAUAAUCCACAGCACAACCCACCUCUGGUUGAUUUCUAGAAUGAGGACUAUAUCCUAGGUUUAGAAUGAAUUGAAUUAUCUAGAAUGUCAUAUCAUACUGGAAGUCUUCUUUCACUAAGGAAGGGAGUUAUUGUUGCGACUAUUUUGGGAAGGGGUGUAGAUAAUGUACACGAAAAUGAUUUCGCCACAGGUUGGUUUUAAGGUGCUUGUAAAAUAUCGACCGGAUCAGACUACACAGAUUAUCUAGACCAAAUACAACAAACGGGUUGGAUUUUGUUCAGGUCAUCACAUCUACUCUUUCUCAAAACGAUCAAGUAUCGUCACAUGCAUCGCAUUUCUGAUAUCAGAAUUGCAGUCAAUUUACUGAACAGAACUGUACUUGACAUCUGUACAUUAGAGAGGGAUGUACUUGAGGCGGUCAUCUUGGAUUUUUUCACAACUAUCCUAUUAGAGUGAUAACAUACAAUUAUCUUUAAAUUCUAGUCCAUAAUAUGAGUGCUUUUGAAUGAGGCUAACCAAUCUUGCUAAUUUUUCUGUAGCCUUAUAAAUGAUGACAUUUCCCAAACAGCUUUGAAGGGAAUUCCUACUCACUGUCUUCUCGCACCACGGGUGUUGUUUACGAAAAUGAGAGGACGAAAAGCGAAUGUCCGGCACCGACUUUAACCGGAUCCCAAACCAAUGGUGCACAUGGGCUCCAGUAUCCUGCGAGAACAAAUGGCGUAUGAACCAAUUUCUUGGUCACCGACUUCCAUGGGACUGCAUCUCCACACGAUGCUCCACUGCCUUGUGGGUCAGACAUUCAGGUCGAAGGCUCGGGGUGUGGC
This is a messenger RNA of Schistosoma spindalis, 1385 nucleotides long. Lineage: Eukaryota; Metazoa; Platyhelminthes; Trematoda; Strigeidida; Schistosomatidae. The record is from the annotation of a GenBank genome assembly.